Labrus mixtus (cuckoo wrasse) is the source of this 1164-nucleotide messenger RNA. RefSeq names its product TRAF interacting protein with forkhead associated domain (gene tifa). The coding region runs from base 223 to 813 and encodes 196 amino acids. The transcript is spliced from 2 exons. The record is from RefSeq and is a predicted model, not a curated record. Gene Ontology annotation, molecular function: protein binding. Lineage: Eukaryota; Metazoa; Chordata; Actinopteri; Labriformes; Labridae. Gene Ontology annotation, biological process: canonical NF-kappaB signal transduction.
UAGACAACACAUUGCUAAGAAAAAGUCAGCAGGGGAGUUCCUGUUUUCGUUUUCAGGACCAUCAUCUUUACUUCCCUCUGAGACUAUACUUUCUUUUUUUAAGGACGGAGUUAAAGCCCAGAUCUAUGUCUUCAAAUAAAUAAAUUAAACUUCAAAAACAGCCUUUCAUCACUGAAGUUCAACAGGUCAAUUUAUCUUCCACUGAUUUCAUCAUCUUUCCUGAUGAAUCUCUCCCAAACAAUGGAGACAGAGGAGGAUCUCCUGACUUGUCUCCAAAUCAAGUUUUACAACCCACAUCAGAAUGUCAAAGGCCUUUACGAGCUGCUUCCCUUGGGGACCAGGAGCCGACAAUAUGCAGAUGACCCUCUCAGGCUGGGACGAGAUGCCAAGUCCUGCACCUUUGCCCUCAAUGACAUGCGCGUGUCCCGCAAACAGCUGGCCCUCUACGCCUACCGCACUCCACAGAGCCCCGACAUGCUCUUCACCAUCCAGAACUUGAGCCAGAGAGGAAGACUGUCAGUGAACAGCUCGGCGCUGAACUUCCUUGAGAGGAUGGACCUUCCGAACAAAGCCCUCAUCCGGUUUGGAGAGUAUGAGAUGCUGAUCAUCCGCGAGGCGGGCGAGGCCAAGGGGAGCUUUGAGGUGGAGUUUGAGGUUCUGACAGUGCCUCCGUCCAGAGAGACAUGCAUGUGUGUGCCCAGUAUGAACCCAGUCAUGGACACAGGCUCAAGUGGGACUAAUAGUUUCACAGCUGAACUCACAGCACUGGGCCCCCUGGAGACUGAUGAAACUCUUGACAUGUACCAGUCAUGAUGUCAGAUGUUACUUUAUUUGUAUUGAUAUACUCUCCACAGUUGUUCUUUGUAUCUGGAUAACACCCCUUUCUGUAAUGUGAAAUCCUACUUACACCAUGUAUCUAUUGCAUUAUUUCAUUAUAUUCUUUAGCUAACAGCUAUUUGUUAUAUUUUUCUAACUUGAGCACAUUAAAUUGUUUUUUAAAAAAGCAUCUUAUUGUGUUGUUUAAUUACUGUGUUUGUCAGACAUAUUUGUUACAAGAAAUUCAGGGAAACCUUCAUUUGAUGGCAAUCUUUGAUUCUGCCUUCUCCCUGGAAAAAACAAAAAAGACAUAUGGAGAUACAACCAGUUUGACCAGUUUGGCUUUGA